Molecule: messenger RNA, 1044 nt
Organism: Prorocentrum cordatum
Lineage: Eukaryota; Dinophyceae; Prorocentrales; Prorocentraceae
Source: the annotation of a GenBank genome assembly
AUGACCGGGCAGACGCUGCGCGUGCGGUGUGCCGUGCCGCCCGACGCGGCGUGCUCAGCCUCGCCCAGGCCGGCGUCCGUGCGCGAGUUGGGCGCCGCCUUCGCGCUGGACGUGGAGGGCCAGGCCUCCUUGCGCGUCAGGCUCUCCGCCCGCUCGCGUGGGCGGCCGGGCGGCCGCGGCGCGGGCCCGCGGGUCGCUAUUUGCGUGGGGGUCAGGUUCAAGGCGGACGACAUAGCCACGGAGUACCCGGACGCCCUCGUCGACUGGCUGCAGUACCACUACCGGGCCGGCGUGGGCAGAUUCUACCUCUACGAUACCGACGGGUCCUUGAGUAAGCAUCUCCCGAGCUGGAUGGUCAGGGCCGGCAUUAUCGCGUAUCACCCGAAGUUCCCCGCGCGGUUUGGCCGCAUGGCCGACCUGUCCUCGCAGGGUUGGCCCCAGUGCACCGAGGUUCUCGCGUACGACCACUGCCUGUACCACAACAUGGGCGACGCAGAUUGGAUCCACGUCCUCCACAGCUUCGACGUCUACACGUUCGUGCCCGAUUGGGCCUCCCUCCAGUCCCCCGCGCCGCUGGCCGGGCUGUUCGAGCCCAGCAACGUCCACCGUUCCGCGCCUAUCAUCCCGCGGGUGCUGGAACGGAUCGGGCAGCGCGCGGCGAACUCCACUGGGCGGCCCGUGUGUGGCAUCUUCAUCCGGCAGCUCGACUUCGGGGGCCCGCGCGAGCCGAGCUCGCACCUGGCGAGGUCGUUCUCCUUCCUGGAGGAACAAGACGUGGCCAGACCCCUACCACAGGGGCGACCCGGCCCUGGCGGCGGACGGCUCGGCCUUCUACGCCGAGGGCCACCGCAUGGUCUGCCGGCGGGGCUGGGGCGCCGCCGUGUCCGGGGUCGACGAGCUGAGGGUCAACCACUACAAGGACGCCUUCAAGUCGAUGGCACCGCGCGGCCUGGGCGGGCGCUGCCGCGUGCGCGACGACAGCAUCUAUGCCCUGGUGCCCUGAGAAAGUGCAUUCUCCUCCUCCUCCUCCUCCGUUGUCGCUAA